AUGGAUCCUCCUGUCGGCCCCGUGGUACCGGCCGGACCGGCAACGGCCCCGGCUCAUACCCCGCUUCACGGGCGGUACACGUCGCUUGUUCCGCUCCAAGUAUCGCACUCGGAAGCCAUCUUCAAGCAUCUCGGUCGCGGGGAUAACGCCCAUCGCUGGACGUACUUGUUUGACGGUCCCUUCCUCGAGUACGAGCAAUGCGAGGCUGCCAUCACCCAGUGGAGCGCCUCGAAGGACCCUCUAUACUUUGCCGUCUUGUCCGGCCCCGCGUCCGAGCCGUCGUCCGAACCGGUGGGUAUCAUGUCAUACUUGUCCAUCGUACCUGUACACAGGCGCAUUGAGAUCGGCUGCAUCAUCUUCGCCGAGCAGCUCAAGCAGACUCGGGCCGCGACCGAAGCCCAGUACCUCUUGAUGAGGCAUGCCUUUGAUGAGUUGGGCAACUUCCGGCUCGAGUGGAAGGCCAACCACCUCAACAAGCCAAGCUUGGCAGCUGCAGAGCGCCUUGGCUACGUAUACGAGGGUAUCUUUAGGAAGCACAUGGUCAUCAAGGGCAGGCGUAGAGACACGGCCUGGUUCAGUAUUACCGACGAGGAGUGGCCAGUGAUCAAGGGUGGCCUGGAAGCCUGGUUGAGCGAGGGUAAUUUUGACGAGAACGGCAAGCAGCGACAAACCCUGAAGCAGUGCAGAGAGUCAUACAAGGGGAGGGACAUACCUUGA
Colletotrichum graminicola M1.001 is the source of this 717-nucleotide messenger RNA. Its product is annotated as acetyltransferase. The transcript has 2 exons. Gene Ontology annotation, molecular function: protein-N-terminal-alanine acetyltransferase activity; protein N-terminal-serine acetyltransferase activity. NCBI's taxonomy places the organism in Eukaryota, Fungi, Ascomycota, Sordariomycetes, Glomerellales, Glomerellaceae. The record is from RefSeq and is a predicted model, not a curated record. Bases 1 to 717 code for a protein of 238 amino acids.